AUAAUACUCCUAAUUAAUAUCCAAAUAUCCGAUGUAACAAUGGACUAAAAGUCCCUGUAUCUAAACAACCACUGAAUUUCUGCAAAGACAUGGAAUGCAUCAGAGAUGCAACACAUGCCCUAGCUAGGUACAACAUGACACAUGAUAUUGAUCAGGUCACCAACUAUAAUCUCUGACUCUCUGUACCAAUGAUCUUGAGAGAGCUAUAGCUUGCCCCUUUUUGGUGAGAGACUACUAAGCACCAAACUCUCCCUGUCGUCUUCCUCCCUUGCUAUGGCUAUGGCCAUGGCCGGGGCCCCCAGUGGGUCUCUGGACCUAGUACACACUUGCAAUUAUGCAACUCCAGAUUUAGGGAUGGUGGCUUCCCAUUUCUGCUGAAGCUCCCUUGUCCAUCCACCCACCUAUAAACAGCCUCCUUCCUCACUUGAUCACUCACUCAUCGUCAUCCAUUGCUCACACACACAGCUGAGCUCAGCUCAGUUCAUGGAAGCACCACCACCAUCUCAUUUGACAAGUGCCAGCACAAGGUGAUCAAAUUACCUACAAGGGCUUUGUUUUGCCUCUCUGGUUAAUGGAGGACACCUCUUCUCUUCACAUCGUCGAAGAAGACGGCUUCGUCGUCGACCUGUCUCUGACGCUGGGCUCCAGAUCGCCGCCGCCUUCCUCUCCUCCGGCCAGCGGUGGCGGCGGCGACAACAGAGCAAGAGGUGGUGGCAAUGGUGGUGUCAGGCUCUUCCCUUGCCUCUUCUGCAACAAGAAGUUUCUCAAGUCCCAGGCGCUAGGUGGGCACCAGAACGCACACAAGAAGGAGAGGAGCGUCGGGUGGAACGCCCACCUCUACCUCCCCGCCGCCGCCGCCGCCGCCGCACCGGCAACGGCGCCGGCCAUCCCUGACAUGGCCGGCAUGCCGACCCAUCAAAUGUCCGCCAUGGCGAUGCACUCCUGCCGGCCUCACCACCAAGCAGGCUCCCAUGUCACCGCCGCCGCCGACGACCUUGCCACUUUGGCUGCGCCGGCGCCGCGUUACACCGUGGACGGUGGCAGCGCUGUCCUCGUCGUUGUCGAUGGCGGUGGCAGCUCGGUGGUGCGGCGGCAAAGGCAAAGAGAGACUGGCAGCCACCAGCAGAGGCAGGUUGAUCUCAACCUGAAGCUCUAGCUAGCUAGUUGGUAGUUGCUCAUGCUGAGACUGAGCUGAGCUGAGAUGAUGAUCGAGGUAGGUACUGCUUUGAUUUGUGCUUCGGAGAUUCUUCUCUUCUUCUUUCUUCCUCCUCGUCGUCUUCCUUCUUUUACUUUCUUUCUUUCUUUCCUUUUUCUUUCUUCGUCGUCGUCGUCUUCUUCUCUCUCGAGAGCGGCCACGCAUGUCUUUUCUACUAGAUGUACAAUUAAGAAUAAACCAGUGGCUAUUGUAAAUUAAGUGAUUAAUCAGUUGCCUC
Molecule: messenger RNA, 1433 nt
Organism: Oryza brachyantha (malo sina)
Lineage: Eukaryota; Viridiplantae; Streptophyta; Magnoliopsida; Poales; Poaceae
Product: zinc finger protein 1-like
Exons: 1
Coding region: 572-1156 (194 amino acids)
Molecular function (GO): DNA-binding transcription factor activity
Source: RefSeq, a predicted model, not a curated record